AAAAGUCAUCUCAGAAGGAAGGAUUCUUGGCAACUGGCUGGCUGGCCUCUGGCUGCCGACAUCUCUGCAGUAAUUCAUUACCCUGAAGUGCGUGUCUCUCUGCUCAGAGAGCCCUCCCCCUUCCCUAGACUCACUUUAUAGACUUGGCAUUUGCCUGAAGCCUAUCACUGCUUGGAUCGACUGGGCAUCACAGCCCUUUAAGGAAGAUCAGCAGCAGACCCACUUUAGAGUCCAGGAGACUGAGGCCAGGAGAGGGACAGCAGCUGGCACAAGGCCCUCUGGAGAGCAGUCAUGUCGACCCUAUUGGAUAUCAAAAGCAGUGUGCUGAGGCAGGUCCAGAGAAGCCAGUCUUUUCGAAGAAGAGCCGAUGAGGCAGCCGCAUCUGGAGCAGCAGCAGGACCCAGCUCCUCCCAGCAAGAAGGUGGGCCUGAGACAAGCAUGGCCAGGGAGGAAGGAGACGAUGGUGACUUCUUUUCGAAGAUGAAAUUGAUUCUGAAGAAGAAGGAAACCAGGCAGCGUUUGGGGCGGUUGGAGGGUGUCUUACACAGCAGUGCCCCUCCUCCUAGGGAGCCCCUGGGCCCUGGCCAUGAUGCUGAAAGCCUGGUGCCAACCAAGAAGGAGAUGGAAAUGCUCUUCGAGGAAGCCCUGUACACUGUAUGCUACAGAUCAGGGGUGGCAUCCCCAGAGCAUGUGGCCAGUGAAGAUGAACUUUUUGACUAUCUUCAGAAGGUGUUCGGUAUGAGCUCUUCUGAGCUGGAGGCAGCCCUGCAUCGAGUGAAGGAGGCCAAGCCUCCGGCGUAUUCUUUGAAAGUCACAGUUGUGCGGGCUAAGAACCUCCUGGCCAAGGAUGCCAAUGGGUUCAGUGACCCUUACUGCAUGCUGGGCAUUCUGAUCGGCCAGAGUCCCCGAGAGCAGGGGGAAAAGAAAGAGCGGAAAUUCAGCUUUCGAAAGCGAAAAGAGAAGGUAGAGAAACGCAACAGUGCUCGAGAUGUGCUCCCAGCCAAGUACAUCCAGGUCACCGAAGUCAAGAACAGCACCUUGAACCCUGUCUGGAAUGAGCAUUUCCUAUUUGAAAUAGAUGAUGCUUCCAAUGACCAGCUGCACCUGGACAUAUGGGACCAUGACGAUGAUGUCUCUGUGGCUGAAGCCUGCAAAAAACUUAACGAAGUGAUUGGCUUCAAAGGAAUGGGCAGGUAUUUCAAACAGAUUGUCAAAUCAGCCCGGGCUAAUGGGAUAGCAGGAGCCUCAGAAGACAAUGCUGACGACUUCCUGGGCUGCCUCAACAUUCCCAUUCGAGAGAUUCCCGUGACCGGCUUAGACAAAUGGUUCAAGUUAGAGCCUCGAUCCAGCUCUUCUCGUGUCCAGGGAGAUUGCCAUCUCAUCCUCAAGCUGAUCACCACGCAGAGACACACCAGCAUGAGUCGGAGGAUGUCAGGCUUCCAGGUGCAUGGACUGCUCCUCAGCCAACUGCUUAAGUUUGAGCAUGGCCAGGACCAGCCAGAAGCCUACAGCUGGAAAGGAGAACUGAGCGGAUCUGCGCUCACUAUUCUUUCUCACCAUGGCACCCAGACGGAUCUCUCAUCUCUGCAGCUAGCCAUGAUACACUGGCAGGUCAGCAGCCAGCACCACCAGGCUUGUGGCUUGGACUAUUGCUACCUUCUGGAGCUACUUGGAACCAUUCAGGAGCAGUGGGGAGAAGCAGCAGCUGCUCUACCUAGACAACAGGAGGAGAGUUUGGCCAACAGCUUCAUCUCCUUUGUGGAGCAUGCCCUCCUGCUGCUGAGACAGCUCCGGGAGCUGUUCCCCGUCACCAACAGCAAUGCUGUCAGCCGCCUUGAGUUCCUCCUGAGGUGUCUUAGUCAGAUUUACAGCCUGCAGCCCUUCCGUAUGGUCUGCCCAUUCCAGAAUGAGCUACACGUGGACAUUGCCACAGCCCUGAAGAAAGGAACUCAGGACUGGUAUGAAAGACUCCAGAGAAGCCGGAGGCCCCUGGGAAAGCCUGGGCUAGAAUGUCUCCCUGGACUUAUCAGCCUGGCAGAUGCCGUGUAUGACGACUUACAGGCCAGCCACAGCGUCUAUGGAAGGCUCUUUGUCAGCAUUGUGAAGGUUGAUUUAUUUGGCAUCACCUAUCGGCAGUUGGAGAAGCUGGUAGCUGAAGAGAUCCAGGCUCCAGUGGAGGAGUUGAGCACUGGGCUGGAGUUGGGUAGCGCCUCAGGCCUCUUUGAGCUCUACAUCACCCUGGCAGAGAUCCAGCGCUUAAGAGCCUACCUCCCUACCAAGGACAGCUCUGCCUUGGCCUUGCCAGGAUUCCACACUCAGUUCCUUCCAGCCAUUCGCCUGUGGCUGCAAACUCUUCGGGACAAGACUCGUCAACGACUCCAGAGGGCUGUAGAUGUGGACAAGCUGGAGCCCAUGGACGCCACCUCCAAACACAGCAGCUCAGCAGCAGAUGCCACCCUCUGCUUCUCCCAGACCCAGGAGCUAUGGGCCCAGCUGGCCUGGCCAGAAUCAGCAGAGGCCCUGGACCUAGUGACUCAGCUCACCGAGGAUAUCUGUGAGGCUGCUCUAUACUACCCAGAACUGGUUCGGAGGAAAGUGGACACACGGCCCCUGGCCCUGGGUGAAGCAGUGAGUGAGCCGCUUUGCAUUGCCCUGAACAAUGUGGAACAUGUACGAAAAGCCACAGGACAGGUACUUCGGGGGCUGGAAUGGCCAGAGCCAGGUGGUGGGUCCCCAGGGGGCCUCCCCAGAGCCCUGAAGAACCGACUGCUGGCUAUGGAUGAGGACCUUCAGAGGGAGGCCCGGAACAUGAUUGCACACCUGACGGCCAAGAUGGUAGGAGACAUUAAGAAGUAUGUUCAACAUAUCAGCCUAUCACCAGACUCGAUCCAGAAUGAAGAGGCCAUAGCCCCUCUCAUGAAAUAUCUGGAUGACAAGCUGAUUCUUCUCAGUGACUCACUAGUGAAGGAAAACCUCUGCCGGGUGCUGGAAGCUCUCUGGGAUCUGCUGCUUCAGGUCAUUCUUCAGGCUCUUGGGGCCAACAGAGAUGUCUCUGCUGAGUUCUACAGAAGGUUUUACUAUACAUUGGAGGCCUUAGUGGAUUUUUUCCAUGCAGAAGGGCAAGGGUUACCCUUGGAGAGCCUGAGGGACGGACACUACAAGACCUUGGAGGAGGAAUUACGCCUCAACAAGUGCUCCACCAAUGAGUGCAUUGAGCAGUAUUACCUGGACAAGCUCAAACAGGGCGGGGGGACAACUCUCUCCCAGAGAUCGAUGGAGCAGAAUAAGUAUGGACGGCUGAGUGUCAGGUGUUACUAUGAGGCGGCAGAACAGCGGCUGGCUGUGGAGGUGCUGCAUGCUGCAGACUUAAUUGCCCUGGAUGCCAACGGCCUAAGUGACCCCUUUGUCAUUGUUGAACUCUGUCCCCACCACAUUUUCCCACUGGCCCGAAGCCAGAGGACCCAGGUCAAGACCAAGACCCUACACCCUGUGUAUGAUGAGCUGUUCCACUUCUCAGUCCCUGCAGAGCUGUGCCGCCAUCGGGCGGCCUGCGUAGUCUUCACUGUAAUGGACCAUGACUGGCUGUCCACCAAUGACUUCGCUGGAGAGGCUGCCUUGGCCCUGAGCAGCAUCAGUGGGCUUAGCAGGCCCCAAGUGGGAAGCAGUGUGAGGAGCAUGCAGCCAACCACUCUUCACCUCCGCAGGCCCAAAGCCAAUGUGAAAUCAGCACUGAGGAUGCUGGAGGGAAGGAUGGACAGAGAAGCACAAGAGUUUGUGAAGAAACUCAAAGAGAUGGAGAAGAGCAUGGGAGACGAUUAAGCAGCUUUCUCUGGGUGGUGCCACACUCACGCUCCCCUUUCCUCCUCUCCUCCCCACCCCCUAUCUCCACCUCUGGCUGCAAUUAUCUACAUCAAAGCAUCAGGGUCCGUUUGGUCUUUCAUCAGAAACUCCUGUUCAGUUCCUUCUGGUGUAACCUCAGUGGUGGGUCAGUCUGUGAUGUUUCUCCUUGUUCAGUGUUGUGUGCGCCUCAGCCAGGCCCAACAGCUUUACCCGCUCCUAGUUCAAUUUUGGUUUGAUGCCUUUGCUGUGAACACCCCCUACCCUGGGGCCACUGGGGCCCAAGUCUCCACCUGUCAGUGACAGCGACUGCCCUUCCCUUCCCAUUUGCUUGGAGACCCAAAAGUGCCACCCAAAUGACCCAUUCAAGCAAUUGUUAGAGCAUUUAGGGCAUGACUGGGGAGGUGUCAAGGUAAGCAGGUGGUACAGGGGGUGGAACAGAGCUACCAAAUUCUCUAAGCCUGCUUCACCCAGCUCUGCAGCAAUCUGAUGAGUGUGAAGGACAGCGCCCACUGCCCACUUAUCCCCCAGCUCCAGACAAUCUCCACCCCAAUCACAGAAGAGACUCUUCAAGGAAAUUCAAUUCAGUAGCCAGCUUCUAUCACAGGGGCCAGAAGACAGUUAUCCGACCUCCAAGUCGGCUAAUACAGCAGAGGGAGGCUGUGAUCUUAUCUAGGACGCUCUGCUGGGAAAUGCCAGGGACAACACCAAGUUUAAUGGCCCUGGAAGGUCACAGGUCAGAGCUGGAAGGGCUCUUAGAGAUCAUUUAGUACAGCCCCAUCAUUUCACAGAUGAGGAAACAAGUAUUUAGAUCUGCCUCAAGUUACACAGCUAGUAAAAGAAAGAGAUGGGAUAUGUACUUGUAGGCGACUGGUCCUCUCACCAAAUCUCUCAUCCUAGUGCAGAGAAGAGUAAUUUUCCUUUGUGGAAAACUGAUUUCCUAUGGAGGAUGGGCCCCCUGAGAAAGGUUCCUCACUAUCUCACUGGGCACUCAGCACCAGUGCUGUGUUUUUCCUCUACAACCUCUAGCUGUAUUUUGCAAUCCCGUGAAAAUAUGCCUGGUCUAAAGAGGGCUCUAGCCUUCAGGCCACAGAAGACCGCUUGCCUCUCUGCUCGUAGCCUAAAGAGCUUGUCUGCAGCACUUACAGAUUCAAGAGCAAAGGCCCAUCUUCCCUUCCAGUUCCAAGCCCUCACAGUUACCAGUCUGGACUGCAGAAUUCCCACUCAAGCCUCAUCUUCCCCUGCCCCUCUUAUGGCUGCCCAGCUUCCGGUCCCCAGGCAGAAACUAAAGCUCCAGGAUCCAGGCCUGCUCCCUUCUGGAGGACUGCCGUGCCACGAGGAAGCAGCACCACGCUAUUAUCCUAUAACAAAGGCUCCUAGGAUGGAAACGCCCAUAAAAUCAGACUCACACCAGGCCCUCUGAGUUCAAAUAGCUCAAAGGCAGAUCCUUCACUCCACCUAAAAAUUUCCAUCAGUUCAGCUGAGUUAAAGGAUGGGGAAAACAUUGAAAUAGAUGAAAAUGUCCAGUUCUGCAGUUACUGAGUAGGGCUAGCACAGUUCACCAAUUCUAAGUUCUGACAAAUGGGUAUCUAUGGGUCCAGUUAAUCCAUUUCUAGGUUUGUCAACCAGGUUUGGAAAAUACAGCUGUAUUGAGCACUA
Phascolarctos cinereus (koala) is the source of this 5496-nucleotide messenger RNA. RefSeq names its product BAI1 associated protein 3 (gene BAIAP3). Gene Ontology annotation, molecular function: SNARE binding. Gene Ontology annotation, biological process: positive regulation of neurotransmitter secretion; regulation of dense core granule exocytosis. The record is from RefSeq and is a predicted model, not a curated record. Lineage: Eukaryota; Metazoa; Chordata; Mammalia; Diprotodontia; Phascolarctidae. Gene Ontology annotation, cellular component: plasma membrane; trans-Golgi network membrane; late endosome membrane.